AUUAUUGCAUAAUUUGGCAUUUCCUCGAACACAUAACGAAUCAGAAAAGGAAGAAGAAACCAUAUACAGUCUGCAAUGGCUUCCUCCAAUCUCACCAACCUCACCAUUCCUCCAAUUUCAUCUUCUUCUCGUCCCUUCAACGAUUCCAACCCCACCAGCCCACAAGUCAUACACAGUAGGUCCCACUCCUUCGUCGGUCCCUCCCCUCGCUUCCCUCCUCCACCCUCCGACAACAACAACUCUCUCUUCUUCCUCGACGAACUCACUUCCAACAGCGACGAAGAAGAAGAAAACGAAGAAAUUCAACAACCCCUCCAACACAAAUUCGGACCCGCAGAUUUCCAAAUUCUCAGAGUUGUAGGACAAGGUGCCUUUGGCAAAGUCUUCAUGGUCAGAAAAAAAGGUGGAGAUUCAAAUUCAAAUUCUUCAAACGGAAUAUUCGCCAUGAAGGUUAUGAGAAAAGACAACAUCAUUAAGAAAAAUCAUGUUGAUUAUAUGAAAGCUGAGAGAGAUAUUCUUACUAAAGUUCUUCAUCCUUUCAUUGUUCCUCUUCGCUACUCUUUCCAAACUAAAUCUAAAUUAUAUUUGAUUUUGGACUUUAUAAAUGGUGGCCAUCUUUUCUUUCAUUUAUGUCGACAAGGCAUUUUUAGUGAGGAUGAGGCAAGGAUUUACACUGCUGAGAUUGUAUCUGCUGUUUCACAUCUUCACAGUAAAGGCAUUGUGCAUCGAGAUCUUAAACCCGAAAACAUACUCAUGGAUUCUCAUGGCCAUGUGAUGUUAACUGAUUUUGGAAUGUCGAAAGAGAUUGAGGAAUCUCAGAGAUCUAACUCUAUGUGUGGGACUACUGAAUAUAUGGCCCCGGAAAUCCUUCUUGGUAAAGGACAUAACAAGGAUGCGGAUUGGUGGAGUGUUGGUGCGCUCUUGUAUGAAAUGAUAACGGGGAAGGCACCAUUUACACAUACAAACAGAAAGAAACUGCAGGAGAAAAUUAUUAAAGAGAAAGUUAAAUUUCCACCGUACCUUACCAGUGACGCUCAUUCUUUGCUCAAAGGAUUGCUGCAAAAGGAUCCAUCGACAAGGUUAGGCAGUGGGCCAAAUGGAGAUGAGCAGAUAAAAAAUCAUAAAUGGUUUAAGUCGAUCAAUUGGACCAAAUUGGAGGCAAGAGAAGUGCAGCCCAAGUUUAAACCAGCUGAUGUGGCUGGAAAAGAGUGCACGGCUAAUUUUGAUCGAUGCUGGACAACAAUGCCUCUCGAGGACUCACCAGCAUCAACUCCUACAGCAGGUGACCAUUUUCAGGGCUAUACUUAUGUGGCACCGAAUCCUUGGCUUUCUUCUAGAUAAAACUGAUAGCACUGAAAUCCAAAGGAAAAUGUUUAUAUGGACUGAUUAAAGAAUAACACGAAGAAGGCACGCCUCACUGAUUUUAAAUUUGUUUUCUUGGCAAGUAAGUAACACAGAUCUCUCACAAAGGUGCCAUCCAGUCUAUUUUCAAAGUUGUUUUUAAAUGAGCAUUGUGAUGGUUAAUCUCACAGAUGAAUAUAUAGAUAGAUGAAUAGAGUUUCCAGUGGCUCUGAUGUAGCUUUCAUAUUUGUGCAGCUUGGUUUAGUUCUUGUUAUGAACUAAUACAAGGUCAAAAUUACUUGAAUAGCUUUGUUUAUAUCAGCAUUAACAUAUUUGGCUAGCUAUUGUGCGUGAGGGUGGCAUAUUUAUAUUUGACUUCUUGUUCGUCAAAAGCAUUGUAUUUGUACGUAUCGAAUUGCUGUCAGUGUCCUAUUUUAUGACAGAAAGCUAACAUUUAAAGCUUACUCCUUGUGUAUUUAGCCAGGAGCUAUUGAAGAUUCAGCUAUCAUGUGGUUAUAAAUCUCUUAAGUGGCA
Messenger RNA from Medicago truncatula (barrel medic), 1875 nucleotides. RefSeq names its product serine/threonine-protein kinase AtPK2/AtPK19. NCBI's taxonomy places the organism in Eukaryota, Viridiplantae, Streptophyta, Magnoliopsida, Fabales, Fabaceae. Bases 76 to 1341 code for a protein of 421 amino acids. Gene Ontology annotation, biological process: protein phosphorylation. The transcript is spliced from 6 exons. The record is from RefSeq and is a predicted model, not a curated record. Gene Ontology annotation, molecular function: protein serine/threonine kinase activity; ATP binding.